Notothenia coriiceps (black rockcod) is the source of this 5446-nucleotide messenger RNA. RefSeq names its product collagen alpha-1(XXVII) chain A. The transcript has 51 exons. Gene Ontology annotation, molecular function: extracellular matrix structural constituent. Bases 73 to 3285 code for a protein of 1070 amino acids. The record is from RefSeq and is a predicted model, not a curated record. NCBI's taxonomy places the organism in Eukaryota, Metazoa, Chordata, Actinopteri, Perciformes, Nototheniidae.
CAUGGUCCAGUCGGAAGCCCAGGUGCCAAAGGUUAUCCUGGCAGGCAGGGUUUACCAGGGCCUAUAGGACCAAUGGGGCCUAAAGGCGUCCGGGGUUUCAUUGGAAUCCCGGGGCUUUUUGGCCUGCCUGGGGCCGAUGGCGAAAGAGUGACCCCCGGUCCAAGCGGAGUUCUCGGACUUAUUGGUGAUAUGGGACCUUUGGGAGAGAUAGGUCUUCCAGGACCUAAUGGACUGAAGGGGGUGCCGGGAAAUCCUGGAGAACCAGGACUGAAAGGUGAUAAGGGUGAAGUUGGGAUUCCUGGACAGCAAGGGGAGAUCGGGUACAGAGGAGACAAGGGCAUCCAGGGGGGUCCGGGGUUACCAGGGGUGCAAGGAAAACCAGGACCACAGGGAAAGCUGGGAGAGAGAGGCCCUGCUGGAGCAUCUGGACCUCCAGGUCCCGAGGGUUUUCCUGGUGACAUGGGACCACCGGGAGAGAACGGCCUUGAAGGACCAAAGGGAAAGCUGGGGCUCCGAGGUUUACCGGGGCCACGAGGAGUGCCUGGCUCGGAGGGAGACGAGGGCCCGAUCGGACCACCGGGCCCAACAGGACUGGAGGGUAGAAUGGGCAGAAAAGGAUUUCCUGGGAAGGUUGGGCCAGAGGGAGUCAAGGGUGAAACCGGUAUUACAGGGCUAGUCGGAGCCAUGGGAGAACGAGGUUUGGUGGGUUUCAUCGGACCUGUGGGAGAGGCAGGACUGGCAGGAGAGAAGGGUGAUCGAGGAGAGAUGGGCCAUCCUGGACCUGCUGGAGAAAAAGGAUCACUGGGUCACCCAGGGACACCAGGGGGGAGCGGGCCAACCGGACCACCAGGAAGACCAGGCUCUGCUGGAUCAGGGGGGCCGGCCGGUACCAGAGGACCCAAAGGCUUACGGGGAGCGAUAGGGCCCGACGGUCCAACAGGAGAGAUGGGGUUAGAGGGCAAGGCGGGCUCUGAGGGUCCUCCAGGAAAAAUAGGUUUCCCUGGACCACAGGGGAAGAUCGGAGAGCCGGGGGAAUCCGGGUUUAAAGGUUUUCCUGGUAUCCAGGGACCCUCAGGACCUCCAGGGGACAAAGGAAUAUCAGGCGAGCCGGGACCAGCAGGGCCACCAGGGACUGUUGGACUCUUGGGAGAAAUGGGUCAUAAGGGUCCUCCAGGCAAGGUGGGGGAACCAGGACUGCCAGGAGAAUCAGGCGAGAAGGGGCCUCUUGGACUUGCUGGGAACAUCGGAGAGCAGGGACUGAUCGGACCAAGGGGGGAGCCAGGCUUGGAGGGAGAAGCUGGUCAAGCCGGCCCCGAUGGAACCAAGGGUGAAAAGGGCGACAUGGGUCAGGAGGGCGACAAUGGAGAAAAAGGAGAAAUUGGGCUAAAAGGAAAAGAGGGCCCGUCUGGAAAUCCUGGACUCAACGGCGUCCGAGGUCCAGAAGGGAAGUCUGGCAAAUUUGGGGAAAAAGGCAAACAAGGGUCCAAGGGUGCCAAAGGUCAUCAAGGUCACCUCGGGGAGACGGGCACGGUGGGGAAAACCGGACCUCCAGGUUUUGUCGGGCAGAAGGGGUCCAGAGGAACCAUCGGACACGUGGGAGCCCCUGGUCGAAUGGGUAUCCAGGGGGAACCUGGGCUCGCAGGGUAUGAGGGUCAUCAGGGAAAACAGGGCCCCAUAGGGCCUCCAGGACCAAAAGGUGAAAAGGGCGAGCAGGGGGACGAUGGGAAGGUGGAGGGUCCUCAGGGUCCUCAAGGUGACAUAGGUCCUCCAGGUGACAGAGGAGAGAGAGGGGAAUCAGGAGACCCCGGAUACAAAGGUCUGGUUGGUGUGGACGGGGGAAGAGGCCGGCCUGGAGCUCCUGGACUACCUGGGCAUCCUGGACCUCGAGGGCAACAAGGACCCAAAGGGACCAAAGGAGAUCAAGGUCAAAAAGGCAAAAAGGGUAAUUCAGGACAAAAAGGAACCAAAGGCCCCGAGGGUUUGGGGGGUCCGUCUGGUCCCAGAGGAGUGGUGGGCCGAGAGGGCCUGGAGGGAGCGCCCGGGAUGGACGGGGUCCCAGGGAAGGACGGCAGUAAAGGCAUGCCGGGAGAGCAAGGUGAUGAUGGGGAGGAAGGUGUUACUGGCAAAUCUGGCUCUCGUGGUAAAACUGGUGUCCAGGGACUCCCAGGAGAUCAGGGGACCUUCGGACCAAAGGGUGAGCGGGGUCUUCGUGGACAGAGCGGCCCUCUGGGGAAAAGAGGUUUCAGAGGAGGGAUGGGACUGCCGGGGCUUCAGGGAGACCAGGGGCCAAAAGGACAACCUGGUGAUAUAGGAGACUCCGGUUUUCCAGGAAUCCUGGGAGUUUUUGGACCAAGGGGGCCUCCAGGGGACUUUGGACCAAAGGGCACUCGGGGACCAAAGGGGCCACAGGGCUCAAUAGGCAGAUCAGGAGUCCUUGGCCCCAUGGGAAUCAUUGGCCCUAAUGGAAGCGCAGGUCCUAGAGGAGAGAAGGGCAAUCGUGGGGAGACUGGAUUCCAAGGCCCCAGGGGGUCUCCUGGACCUCGUGGACUCGCUGGACUUCCAGGUCGUCCGGGUAUUCCUCAAUCAUUUAAGGAUGACGGUGUUUUGGUCAUGGAUUCACACGCCCCUCUCAGGACCGAGAAUAAGCUGGCGAUGGACCUGCCAAUGCUGGACCAGGGCACAGAGAUCUUUAAGACCCUCCACUACCUCAGUAACCUGAUCCAGAGCCUGAAGAACCCCCUGGGCACCCGGGACAACCCUGCACGCAUCUGCAGGGACCUGCACAGCUGUGAACACAAGUUAAACGAUGGCACUUACUGGAUGGACCCCAACCUGGGCUGCUCGUCAGACACAAUAGAAGUCUCCUGCAACUUUACUGGAGGUGGACAGACCUGCCUAAAACCAAUCACAGUUUCCAAGCCGGCCAUAAGCGUGUGUCGUGUCCAGAUGAACUUCCUCCACCUGCUGAGCUCCGAGGCAGAGCAGCACAUCAUCGUGCACUGCCUCAACUUCUCCGUCUGGAGAGCAGCGGAGGAUCAGCCGGCCCCCCAGGGCUCCGUCAGGUUCAAGGCCUGGACCGGGGAGGUGUUCGAGGCGGGGGGAGAGCUGGAGCCUGAAGUCUUAGAAGACUCCUGCUGGAUAAAAGAUGGCCGCUGGCACCAAACCCAUUUUGUGUUCCACUCCCUGGACCCCUCCCUGCUCCCUGUGGUGGACAUCUACAACCUCCCCAAGACUACACCUGGCUCACAUUACCACCUGGAAGUCAGUCCUGUUUGCUUCCUGUGAGGGCGGCCAUGUUUGUCCUCUGAUCAUGGAGGGGGACGGAUCAUCCCCCCCCCGAGGUGACACUCUCAUGCGGGCGGGGAGAUUGAGUAGUCUCCUCCAACCCAUGGCAAAUCAACCCAAGCGAGUACAAGCCUCCCCUCCAAUCAGAUCGUGCUUCACUCUUCCAAACUCCCGUUGGACUGCAGACACAGAGGGAGGAAGCCGGGGGGAGACAGAAGAGAUGGGGAGGACAGGGGAGUUCUUGCACUAAAAGCACCUAAAAGCUUCUCCGUUUGGCAAAAGCUUCUUCAAGCUCUUCAGGAAGGAUCUCCGUAUGUCCGCCCGCGUGGAGAAAUAAAAACUCCACGCCUCAUCUCUCGAGAACAUUGCUAAGUGAAGGGAGACCAAGGCCAAGUUCAUCUGCGGACAUUAUAAUAACUUAUUUUUGUAACUGUAUGCAUUUUUUUUGGAAAUACCAGGAAUUCUAUUCAAUUAAGAGAGAAUAAUUAAAGUAAUUGGGAUUAGUUUAAUGUACAUAUAUAUAAGAAUGCUUAUUAUUAACUUGUAUACAUGUAUAUCUUAUGUAAAGAAAUAAUCUUCAAGUGCAAUAGAAAAUGAGAAGAUGAUUUGAUAUUUUAAACUUAUAUGGAAGGAUUUUUUCAGGGGUGCCAUUUUUGUUUUACUUGCCUUAGGUGCUCAUCAUGAUCUUGCCCACGUGAAUCAAUCCAGAGGCAUGAGCAUGGAAUCACAUCUGUAUUUACUGGUGCUCCAAAAUGGGACACCAUGGCUUUUAUUGACAUCCUUAAUGUGGGAAAAAUAAGUUUCAGCUCUCAGUAACAUCGUCUGAUGAUACGCUAAUGCACACAAACAUGGAAAGUGAGUGCAAGUAAUACUUAUUUCUAUCUUUCUCAGUCAUACAUUAUUGAACCGGAUGCCACUGAUGAUUAGGGAGAAUUGUGGAGAUAAUAAAAAAACAAUUAAAGAGCUCUAGUUCUAAAUAGUGUUUUAUUAAUUUCUCUACAACCGUAGAGUAUCCGUUCCUGACUUGCAAUAGGAAUUAUAAUAUACUCUACGCCAUAUGGGACCAGGAGUCUCUUUUUCUCCCAUACUUAAAAUAAACAGACUUAAAGUGUUGAGUUUGAGCCACAGGAGAGAGGACAGAGGGUCAGUUAAUCCAAAUAGAAACCCUGUCUUCUAUCUAAUCCUCUCUCUAAUGCAUGGUGCUAAGUAAAUGAUCUAAGGUGCUAACCAUAGUGCUGUAAUAACACCACUUUGCUGAAAUAUUCUGAUGUUCAUAGUGCAUGCUUGCUUAGAUCAAAUAAACAAAAUACAUAUAAUAUAUUGUGAUAGUUGCCAUAAUGCACUAUAAUGCUAAUAUCCCAGCCCAAACAAAGUAGUUCCCUGAUGUUGUUCAAUGCUGCAGAUACAAACAUGCUUUUUCUGCUUGAACUUAUUCUAGAAAUAACUAUACAAAAUAAAAGAUUACUCCUUUUGUAUCCAGUAUAUAAAUCACAGGGUUUGAAUGAUUGUUUGUAGGCAUAACAUUUUACUCUGUACAAAGCCCCCCCUCAGCUGUAUGUAAUAUUUUUUAGAAACUCAACUAGCGGAAAUAGUCUUAAUUAAAUAAAAGUUCCUUUGUUGUAGCUGGACACAAGUGUGUAUAAUUGUUCAAAGCGUGCUGUAUACAGUGGACCCCCUCUUGCUAAUUUAAUGUUAUUUAAUGUGGUUAACGUUCUGUUGGUUAAAGCAAUACUACUCUUUCUGACAACUUUAUAUAUCAGUUUGCCCAACUGGUCUUGGAGUUUAUAGAUUUUUUAUGUGUAAAUUUGGGGCUCCAGAGAACAAAUUUAUUUCAAUGUUAAUUAUCUUUUAUUUUUUUAUUUUUUUGUUAUUUCCUUUAUGUUGUUUUUCCCUCUAUGAUAAUCAACCAUGUACUGUAUCAGGACUCUGUUAUAAUAUAACUUGUGUUUGAAGAAUUGUGCAAAUAUGUGAAAAGUGUUUCUUCUUUUUGUAAAUCUGUUGUAGACAUUAAAACGAGCUAAGAAUACCUCACAUGUUUACAUAAAGAUUUUCUGUCAUUUAAUGCCUGUUUGGGAAUAUCUACCAAAAACAGUUAGUCAUCAAAACUCUGAACAUUUCUGUUGCCAUCAUCUUUUAUCUGUCUACUGUUUAUUCAUUGUCC